UAACCUGGCAGCUGCAUUAUUUUGCCAACCCCCAAACCAUACACAUAAAAUUCCAUCAUGAAAAACAAAUAAAAUGUAACACACUGACCCAAAUAAUCUGAGAGAAGAGGCUGAGAUGGAGAAUGAUGGCAACACAUCCCUCAACAAAGGGGCGUGGAGCGCCGAUGAAGACGCGACGCUCGCCCAAUACGUCGCCCUCCACGGCCCCAAGAGGUGGAAAUGUGUGGCCAUCAAAUCAGGGUUGAACAGGUGUGGUAAGAGCUGCAGGUUGAGAUGGCUCAACUAUCUUAGACCUGAUGUGAAAAGAGGCAACUUUUCUGAUGCUGAAGAGGAUUUGAUUCUUAGAUUGCAUAGGCUCAUAGGAAAUAGGUUCGAAUAUAUUUUCCCCUCGUUGGAAAUUCGUGUGUGCGCGCGUGUGUGUGGCAUGCAUGACUCAUAUAGUGUGUGUGUGUGUAGGUGGUCGUUGAUCGCCAAGAGAAUCCCUGGGCGAACUGACAACGAGAUCAAGAACUACUGGAAUGCUCAUCUGAGGAAGAAAGAAAAGUUAAUGGAGAAGUUACCUGCAAUUUCGCUAGCUGCAAUGAAGGAGAAUCUUUGGAGUGAGGAGGCCAGUAACGGAACAGAGAGUCAAGAGACGGAAGACAUCGGAGGCGGAAACGAGGAUGGAGACGACGAUGAAUCCUUCGAUGUCUCAGCCUCUGAAUUGAAUUGGGUUAAAAGUUUUCUUGAACUCGAGGAAGAUGUAUGAAUGCUGCUGUAAUAGUCCUGUAGACAGUAGAGUAUGAAAAUUUGAUGUGUAAUUCAAU
Molecule: messenger RNA, 806 nt
Organism: Salvia hispanica
Lineage: Eukaryota; Viridiplantae; Streptophyta; Magnoliopsida; Lamiales; Lamiaceae
Product: transcription factor MYB114-like
Biological process (GO): cell differentiation; regulation of DNA-templated transcription
Cellular component (GO): nucleus
Molecular function (GO): transcription cis-regulatory region binding
Source: RefSeq, a predicted model, not a curated record